GGACGACACUCGUCUCAGCCGCAAUCGCACGCGCUUCCAUGUGCUGCAUUAAAAAAAAAAAAACAACUCCUGAAUUUGCAUCAAAUGUGCUGAAUCCUGGUCACAGUAAAACCUCAGCUACACCAUCAGCGCCUCCAGCAGAAGAGUCUCCGAGUGAACCUAAAGCCUCUACGAGUCAAAGCGGAAAGUGUUGUGAUCGCCUUGUGAAAAUGUGCGCAAGGACAGCAGCGUACGAGAAGGACCUUUGUGCACCAAAAGACGAGAACGAGCCACAACAUCAACUACUGGACGCUGCGUUCAAUCUGCAGCCUCGAACUGUGCUAAGCAGGCCAGACAUCAGUGAGGAUCUUCAUCCUGAAAAGCAGGCGCCAGAGCCCACUCGCAUGAAAGAGGAAGUGGAGGACAUAGAGGUCCCCCACAUCAAAGAGGAAGAGGAAUUGGAGCCCAUUUCCAUUAAAAAAGAGGAGGAAGAAGAGCGCCCUCACGUAAAACAGGAAAAGGAGGAGGAGGAUAUCACCAAGUUUCCAUUGACUAGUGUCCCUUUGAAGAGUGAAGAUGAAGGUCAAAGUGAGGAGAGCAGAGGGGCGGAGCCUCCAAACAGUCAACACAAGACAACAGAAGGUGAUGGAGACCACUGUGGAGGAUCACAAGCAGAUGGCCUCUUAGCUCCAUUAUCAGAUAGUGACGACAAAACGUCACACUCUCCUCACAUUGAUGAUGAUGAUAAUGUUGAUAAACAGUCUGAAGGUGAUAAGACAUGUCCCACUGACAACAAACGAUGGAAAUGUUCUCAGUGUGGGAAAACCUUUGCUUAUAAGGGCAAGUUGAAACAACACAUGAGAACACACACUGGCGAGAAACCUUUUUCCUGCUCAGUUUGCAGUAAAAGAUUCACUCAGAAGGGAAAUUUAAAAAUACACUCAAGAACCCACACUGGUGAGAAACCUUUUUCCUGCUCAGUUUGCAGUAAAAGAUUCAGUCAUAAGGGAUACUUGAAUCAACACAUAAGAACGCAUCCUGGUGAGAAACCUUUUUCCUGCUCAGUUUGUGCGCAAAGAUUUUCAGAUGCGAGAACCUUAAAAAUGCACACAAGAACCCACACUCGUGAUAAAUCUUUUUCCUGCUCAGUUUGCAGUAAAAGAUUCACUCAAAAGGGAAAUUUAAAAAAACACACAAGAACCCACACAGGUGAGAAACCUUUUUCCUGCUCAGUUUGCAGUAAAAUAUUCACUCACAAGGGAAAUUUUAAAAAACACACAAGAACCCACACUGGUGAGAAACCUUUUUCCUGCUCAGUUUGCAGUAAAAGAUUCACUCAGAAUGGACAAUUAAAAAUACACACAGGAACCCAUACUGGUGAGACACCCUUUUCCUGCUCAGUUUGUGCCCAAAGAUUUUCUCACGUGAGAGCUUUAAAAAGCCACACAAGAACCCACACUGCUGAGAAACCUUUUUCCUGCUCAGUUUGCAGUAAAGGAUUCACUCGGAAUGACGCAUUAAAAAUACACACAAGAACGCACGCUGUAGCAAAACCGUUUUCAUGCUCAGAUUGUGGCCAAAGUUUCUCUCAGAAGGGAGACUUAAAAAUACACACAAGAAUGCACACUGGAAAGAAACCUUAUUCCUGCUCAGACUGGGAUGAAAUAGUCUAAUAUAAGGGACAAUUUAAAAUACACACAAGAACGCACACUGGAAAGAAACCUUUUUCCUGCUCAGUUUGUGGUCAAAGAUUCCCUCAGUGUGCUGCUGAGAAUAGCAGUGAUCAAAAAGCUUUUAAUUAAAAUGAAAUUGUUUUAUAUCAAAAGUAAUUACUGUGUAAUUACUUAGAAAAAUCAACAUUCUAUAUUCUGUGUCCCAUCUUUUAUUUUAUCCAUCCUCUUGUCCAUAUAUUUUCUGAAAACCUCCUCCUCAAAUACUUUGAAGGAAAUAGUUAAUGGUGAGAUUAAUGGCACUUAUUCACUAGUUCUGGACUUACAAAUGAUGUCUGCAGAAAAGAAGCCCUCCAAAAUAGACACAGCUGUAAUUUUAGGCUUGUUUUCUGAUGAUAUACAGGAAUUUUUUUUUCACACAGAUUUUGGCCCUUCCACAUUUUGGACACUCAGCCUAUCACAGAUUGACAAGUAGCAAUCAGGAGCCGAUUACAUUUCCUCCCUGAUCUCUGUAUUCUGUGGUGUAAUUUUUGCCUUUAUUGAAAGUCUGGAUGUUUUUUCGAGACAUUAAGUGAGAAUAGUAAAAUAUUUUUGAAGGCUUUUUUAAAAAAUCGACUGUUCAAAUGCCUCCUUGAGGACAGCCACGUCAACCCACAUAAAUUAUUGCAGAUUAAUUUCUUCAUUUGUCAGCUCACUUUUAAAUGGAUUUCACCACAAAUGUCUUGAAGAUGUCCCAGUAAAGUUCCUAUCGAUCACAAAGGGGUUUCUGUAGGUAGCGUUGUGUGACAGUCAUGGACUUUGGCUGGCUAUCAGAACAUCAGAUGACCCAUGACGAGCCUCUCCCUGCCAAAUGCGUUAUGUUGCUUGAUGUUCCUAAACUGCAGCUGAUCUGAUCUGAUCUUAUCUGAUCCAUUAAAUCUAAAAUAUUGGGUUAAUCAUAAUAUUUUCAGAGGUUGAAGCUGCUAUGAGUAGAGAUGUCCGCAUAAAUUUUGGUGGUGAUUGCUGACAGUUUUGGGACAGUGAGCUCCUUUUCUUGGGUUCAUGCAUGAGGCUUGCAAGGAUCUGGCAGGUGCCCGCCAUGUUUGUAUAAUUUUAAUAAUGACUCCCUAAUAAAUUUGUGAUUUUUCACCACACUAAAUUCAUGAUUUAACAUAAUUUUAGGGACUUGUUACUUUGUAAUAAUGUGAAAUGACACAGGGAAAAAAUAUUGAAAACGCAAACUGGUAUUUAUUUAAUACUUUGUACAAAAGCCUUUGUUUGGAAUGACAGGCUUCAUAUCUGGAAGGUUCUGUGGGCUUCUUUUAUGGACCUUGACUUUCAGUUCUGUACAUACAUUUUCGAUUGGAUUCAAGUCAUGUGAUGGGCUGGGCCAAUCUAGCAGCUUCAUUUUUUUUCUUUGAAUCCAGUUUAGAGUUUCCUUGGAAGAAUGUUUUGGAUACUUAUCCUGCGGAGAUUUCCACCCUCGUUUCAUUUUCAUCAUCAUUGAAGAUGGCAGCAGAUUUUUGUCAAGAAUGUCUCGGUACAUUUGCCCAUUCAUCCUUCCUUCAAUCGUGAAGUUUACCAGUACCAUUUGUUGAAAAGCAGCCCCACACCAUCAUGUUCCCACCUCCGAAUUGCACUGUUGGUAUAGUGUUUUUACGGUGAUAGCAGUGCCAUUUCUCCUCCAAAUGUGGUGUGCAUUAUGGCAUCCAAACAGUUAACUUUUGCUCCCAUCAGACCAGACUAUACUCUCCCAGUAUUUAACUGGCUUGUCCAAAUGUUCAGCAAACUUUAAACACGCUUUGACAUGCUUUUUUUCCCCAGCAAUGGGGUCUUGCAUGGUGAACAUGCAUACAGGCCAUGGCAGUGGAGUACAUUACUCACUGUUUUCCUUGUGACAACCGUACCUGCUCAUUCCAGGUCUUUUUGAAGCUCUCCACAAGUGGUCCUUGGCUCUUGAUUAUUCUUUGCACUCCUGCACUCCUCUGUCAUAAAUCUUGCGAGGAGCACCUGAUGGAGGAAAAUUUAUGGUGGCAUGAUUGGCUUUCUACUUACGUAUUAUGGACUCACCGUUUUCACUGGAACGUUCAGAAGCUUUGCUAUGCGCCUGUACCCAAUGCCAUCGUUAUUUUUUUGCAACAAUUAGUUUGCGAUGGUCUUGAGACAGCUCUCUGCUCUUACCCAUCAUAAGAUGUGUCUUGACUUUUACUUUGGCAAUGAGACCUUUUUGUAGGCCAUCAUUUAGGACAGGAACCAACUGAUAUUCAUUUGCACUGACAAAGGGUUGGAUUGCUGUCUGAUUAUUGAUAGAUUUUAGGUGUUGUCUUGGCUUUCCAUGCCUUUUUGCACCUGCCUUUCAUCAUGUGUCCAAUAGUUUUUCCCUGUGUCAUUUCACAGUUUUACAAACAAUUUAAUUUCUGAUCUUAUUUAUUUGUUCUACUUUCUUUGUAUGUAUGGAUUACCGGGGUUGUUCCCAACAUCUGGUGAAAUUUUCAGGUCAAUAACACCUUUGGAAGUAUAUUUAGUGAGAAAAAUGUGACGUGUUAAAUACUUAUUUCAACCGCUGUAUGUGAUCCUUAAUAAAAUACACCUCUUCAAAUGUGAGGAUGACUCAAUUUGCUUGUAUAUCAAAUCUAUGUUCCCCUUUAAAAAGAAUUGAAAUGUCUUUAAUCCAUUGCAAGCCCUCCAAAAACAAAAUGCUCGCAACUUAAAGCCAAAAAAAAAAAAAAAAUGGCCCAAGCGACAAGGCCUCGUGAAAAAUACUCCAAAGCUGUGCGGGAUGGCCUCUUAGCUCCACCAUCAGCUAGUGACGACAUGACGUCACACUCUCCUCACACUGAUGAAGAUGAUGACGAUAAAAAGUCCGAACGUGAUAUGACAUGUCACACUGACGACAAACGAUGGAAAUGUUCUCGUUGUCGGAAAACUUUUGCUUGUAACAGCAAAUGACACAUGAGAACCCACUCUGCUGAUAAACCUUUUGCCUGUUCAGUUUGUGGUCAAAGAUUCUCUGCUAAGUAUUGGCCUAAUAAACACAAUUGUGCUUGUCAGAAUCGCAGUGAUCAAGAAGCUUUAAUUGAAAAUGUAAAUGUAUAAUAUCAAAAGUAAUGACUAUCAUACAGAUCUACAAAAAAAUAUAUAUUUGUGU
Molecule: messenger RNA, 4776 nt
Organism: Phyllopteryx taeniolatus (common seadragon)
Lineage: Eukaryota; Metazoa; Chordata; Actinopteri; Syngnathiformes; Syngnathidae
Product: zinc finger protein OZF-like
Exons: 4
Coding region: 39-1652 (537 amino acids)
Biological process (GO): regulation of transcription by RNA polymerase II; central nervous system development
Cellular component (GO): nucleus
Molecular function (GO): DNA-binding transcription factor activity, RNA polymerase II-specific; RNA polymerase II cis-regulatory region sequence-specific DNA binding
Source: RefSeq, a predicted model, not a curated record